AUGAUCCAAGUCCCCGAGUCUCAGAUUCUAGUGCACAUCGCCGCAGCGAGCACCGCACAAGAUGAUGCCCGCUAUAGGGCCCAAGUCGCCGCCAUCUUGGACUUCCAGUGUGCCUCACGCCACCCAUUGAUGGAGGAGACCAACUCCUCACCUCCCACCAGUGCAGACAAUACGCACCCUUUUUCCGCGGAUGCCGCCGUACAGUUCUCGGCGUCCCCGACGACUCAACACGAGGCUUCGCCAAUCUUGCGGGAGGCGCCCCGGCCCGCAUACACGACCUUAUCCUCGGAUCCUCGCUUGCUCCCUAGGAAAGAUAGCCCAGCUCCACGCAAGCACAUCAUCUCAAAUCAUCCCGACUCCCUAGAGUCCCUCAUCAGCGUCAUCCCAGACUCCCAGCCGGAGAUCGACCAGGAACUAGUUCGCGCCGAGCAAUCUCGUGCAGAACUAUCGCCUCCAUCGCAGCUCGCUCCACCUCCCAAAAGACAUCGCACAGCCCCGGCUUCACCGGAUCCAGCGCAACCAAUUUUAAUUGCAGAUUCUCCUGCAACGGACCAGCCCGCUACAUCUCACGGGGUCAUCCCCAUCGAGAACGAACUGUCCAUCCCCACUAGCAUCCCCACUGGUUUCCCUGAAAUCCCUAUCGAAGUAUCCAGCUCAGAUCAAGGAAAAGGUCCAGAUCCCCCCAUCACUCGUACUACCACUCCCUCACAUCACAUGCCCGCGAACACCCCAACCCCAACCCCAACCCAAAACCAAACCCCGAAUCACAUCAAUCUAUCCACUCUCCCUCUCGAAAUCCACCCCCCAAGACCCCCAAUCUCCACUGCCCCUUUCAUUACCCACAUAACCUCAACCCUAGCAAUGCUCACAGAGCGUCUAAACCCAGCACGAACCUACAAACCAUCCACUCAGACCCGACCCCUCGACCCCCUAGAACGGGGCUAUUGGCUCGUGCACCUCGCUAUUCAGAACCCCCAAAGCCGAGAGCGAGAUUCAGACGAUCUCGCAGAUCAAAACCCAAACCCAAAAUCUGGAACCACUAAUGCCACUCAAAGCCCAACUUCAAGGCCAAAGUCAAAGUCAAAAUCAGAGCCAACGGAGAUCAUGCGGGUAUGGCCUUACCCGCUAUUUCAUGCUUUCUGGUCUUUUCUCUCAGACUUCGUCGGUAGGGACGGCCGUGCGGGAUGGGGCGUCUGGUGUAUCCUCGAGGCUGCGACGGCCCCGUCAACGCUCUCGUCUGACACGUACGUCUCUCUUAAAGUCUAUGCGUGGGGUGAGGUUGCUAUGCACGUUUACCUUUUGCUCUUCUUGGCGAGUGAGCGGCGGAUUCGUGGGAUGGGUGUUCAGUGGCGGGAUUCCGGGGAGGAGGUUGUUAUCCAAAUGCCGUAG
Molecule: messenger RNA, 1389 nt
Organism: Penicillium crustosum
Lineage: Eukaryota; Fungi; Ascomycota; Eurotiomycetes; Eurotiales; Aspergillaceae
Exons: 1
Coding region: 1-1389 (462 amino acids)
Source: RefSeq, a predicted model, not a curated record